Cladophialophora psammophila CBS 110553 is the source of this 1158-nucleotide messenger RNA. RefSeq lists its product as uncharacterized. NCBI's taxonomy places the organism in Eukaryota, Fungi, Ascomycota, Eurotiomycetes, Chaetothyriales, Herpotrichiellaceae. The record is from RefSeq and is a predicted model, not a curated record. Bases 1 to 1158 code for a protein of 385 amino acids. The transcript has a single exon. Gene Ontology annotation, molecular function: protein binding.
AUGGGCCUCUUCAAGUCUCUCAAGGGCAAAAUCGAGGUCGGGACCGAGAAUCUUUCCGGAAACGAGCAUCUGCGGCGCGAAGGAGGAUGGAACCAGACCCAGGGCGGAGAAGCAGGGCAGUACGCUCCUCCGCCAGGGCCGCCUCCAUCACAUCGCUACCGGAGCCAGGAGUCGGAGGAGACCUUCAAGGCUCCUCCCGGUCCACCACCAUCACACCACCGUGCCCCUGUAAAUUCACGCGCUGAAGAAUUCUCUCCUCCGCUGGGCCCGCCCCCUUCGCACCCCUCAGCUUCCAGACCCGACAACCCGCCACCCUACCACGAUUGGACCGUGAUUCCUGACACAUCCCUCCUCCCACCACCCCCGCCCCUACCGCAAGACUUCUCGCCGACAAACAAUGCCUCCUACGACUCCGCCGCGCGCGCUCAUGAGUGGUGUGCAAGCCACCCCGUGUACACGCCUAGCACACCCAGCCACGAGAUCCACCUCCUCGCCAAUGCUGGUCACAUCACUCUAGAGCCCCCUCCGCUGCCCCUGAGGAAGUACAUGACCACGUUUCAGCAGACGAGUCCGACGACAUGGAUGGUGGCGACGGACAAACAGCAGCAAGACGCCGUCAUUUUGGCCUCGAUCCCAUUGUACUUCGCCUGUGUGGACAACCCACGAUCCACGUUGGAAUCGACGAAGAUCUACUUCGAAAUCGCUAUCCACCGCAUCCUCAACGCGAACUCGGGCAUCGCGAUCGGGUUCGCGGCGAAACCCUAUCCGCCGUGGCGGUUGCCCGGGUGGCACCGCGCGAGCAUCGGUGUGCACGGGGACGACGGGCGGAGAUUCGUGAAUGAUCCGUGGGGUGGGCGGGAUUUUGUCCGGGCGUUCAAGGAGGGCGAAGUUGUAGGGGUGGGCAUGCAUUUCUCCACGCAAGUCGCGAUACGUGGUCAGAGACCAGGAACAGGCAGGGUCAAGACGAGAGCGUUCGUCACCAGGGACGGCAGGGCGGACGAUGGGUGGGGUUGGGAUAUCGACGAAGAACGCGACGAGCGGGACGAAGGUGUCGACGGCCUAAUGGGUGAAGGGGACCUGUAUCCCGCCAUCGGAGUGUUUGGCGGAGUCGAGUUUGAGGUCAGGUUCGGGGAUAGUGUCAGUUGGAGAGGGAGGUAG